GAGAGAGAGAGAGAGGUUGACUUUUUUGGGGGAAAAAAAAAGCUGGUGGCGGACCCUAAAAGAAAUAGGAGGAGCUUAGUUAAUACGAGAAAUGUCAAUCAGGCCAUCAACUCCGAAUAAUCUCCACGAAUCUGUUAGGACCUGACCUGGGCAACCCUCAGAUCAAUAGCAAGUUGAGAGAGAGCGAUCGGAUCUGUUACAGUGCGUCUGCAUGUGGAAACGUAUACUUUCGACUGAGUCCCCUUCCAGCACUCAAAGGUGGACGCUCCCCGCACGGCGAUUCCUCCCGCAAAACAAUCACGGACCAUGUCUUUCCCGCAACUGGGAUACCAGUACAUUGCUGCUGCUGCUACUAGGCCACUUUACCCCGAUCGCCAGGCGAUCUCGUCUGCCAGAACUGGAGGCGAUCUCACCGCGUCGGGCGCUGCCUCUACUGUACUGACCAUGUAUGGAUCUCCUUAUGCGGCUCAAGGAUACGGCGCUUUUCUGCCUUACGCUGCCGAUCUCCCCAUGUUUCCACAACUGGGUGCCCAGUACGAACUGAAGGACAGUCCCGGAGUCCAACACCCAGCCUUCGCUCACCAUCACGCCGCCUACUACCCAUACGGUCAGUACCAGUUCGGCGACCCGUCCAGACCGAAGAACGCCACGAGAGAGAGCACCAGCACCUUGAAAGCCUGGCUGAACGAGCACAGGAAGAACCCCUACCCCACCAAGGGCGAGAAGAUCAUGUUGGCCAUCAUCACCAAGAUGACCCUCACCCAAGUCUCCACCUGGUUCGCCAACGCGCGCAGGCGGCUCAAGAAGGAGAACAAGAUGACCUGGACCCCCAGGAACCGGACCGACGAGGAGGGGAACUCGUACUCGAGCGAGCCCGACCUGGAGGGCGAGAAGAAGGACGACGACGAGGAGAUCGACCUGGAGAACAUCGACACCGAGCGCAUCGAGAGCAAAGGCGACGACUACGAGCACGACCCGGACUUGAACCUGGACUGCAAGUUGGACGGCGCCCGGAGCGACUCCGAGAUCUCGGACGCUUUCGAGGACUUGGCCGGUUCCGAAGACGGUUUCGUCAAGUCUGUGGUGAAAGACAGCAGAGAGGCCGGGGGUGGGGGUGGGGGUGGGGGUGGUGGGGGGAGGGAGGAGGAGGAGGAGGAGGAUGAGGAUGAGGGCAAACGGGGCGAAGACAUCUCGGGGCAGUGCAGCUCCGAACAGGGCAGGAGCACCGCCGAGAGGAAAAGCCCGAGUUCGCCGCCGUCCGACUUGUCCUUGAGCCAAAAGCCGAAGAUCUGGUCUUUGGCCGAAACAGCCACCAGUCCGGACAGUCCCCGCAAGUCCCCCCACGUCGGCGGCUCCCCCGUGGGUCCCGGGACCCCCUCUCUGCUGGGACAACACAGACUGUUCGCCUGCCCCAUGGGCAAGUUUCAGAACUGGACGAACCGAACCUUUUCUCACCACCACCACCACCACCACCACCAUCACCCCCACCCUCACCCCCACCCUCACCCCCACCCCCACCCCCACCCCAUGGCUUUGAUCAACUCCAACCAUUUCCUGGGACUCAGCGCUGCCCAGACGGCGCCGGCAGCCGCUCUGCCCGCGUUUUGUACAGUGAGAGGCGAGGAGCAGACGGCGGAGCACACAGUGACAGAUCGGAGCGGUGUCUUGGAAAUAGAGAAAAAAAUAGUAAAGACAGCUUUUCAACCGGUUCAGAGACGACCCCAGAAUCAACUGGAUGCUGCCAUGGUUUUGUCGGCGCUCUCCUCCGCAUAAUCCAUUUUUUUAAAAAAAAAACUAAAAAAAACUUUAUUUUGUAAACCA
Messenger RNA from Callorhinchus milii (elephant shark), 1821 nucleotides. RefSeq names its product iroquois homeobox 3a (gene irx3a). The coding region runs from base 307 to 1773 and encodes 488 amino acids. Gene Ontology annotation, cellular component: nucleus. The transcript has 4 exons. Gene Ontology annotation, molecular function: DNA-binding transcription factor activity, RNA polymerase II-specific; RNA polymerase II cis-regulatory region sequence-specific DNA binding. The record is from RefSeq and is a predicted model, not a curated record. Lineage: Eukaryota; Metazoa; Chordata; Chondrichthyes; Chimaeriformes; Callorhinchidae. Gene Ontology annotation, biological process: regulation of transcription by RNA polymerase II; cell development; neuron differentiation.